Molecule: messenger RNA, 1669 nt
Organism: Aedes albopictus (Asian tiger mosquito)
Lineage: Eukaryota; Metazoa; Arthropoda; Insecta; Diptera; Culicidae
Product: ABC transporter F family member 4-like
Exons: 2
Coding region: 102-1322 (406 amino acids)
Source: RefSeq, a predicted model, not a curated record
ACUAACUGGCUAGAGUGUGACGCUCAGUCGAUCGUGAAUUCGCGUUGGCGCGCAAGUCUGAUUGUGAGCUCCGACAGAGGAGAGUCCUCGACUUCGUCAGAAUGAAGUUAUUAAUUGUCCUAUGUCUUGGGACGCUCGUUUUUUCUGCACCAGCAUCCCAGGAAAGAAGGAAUAUCGACUUCCUGUGGCAAAAAAAUCAGGAUGACGAAACACCUGCCUCAGUGCGGCCAGUUGAAUCGAGCACCGUGGAACCGAAGGUUACGGCCACGAAAAUAACCGACCCUCGUACAUCUGUUCCAGUUCGGGAGGAAGAAGAGGAAGCAGAUGUUCAAGAAGAACUACGGGAGCCCAGCCCAACAGCAAGUCCCUUAAACUCUGAACAAGCAGAAACUGAUACUGAGUCGGAUGUUAGUGAUCAUAGUGAACAGAAUGAAGAAACUGGUGAUGAUGCUGAUAGUGAACGAAAUCAGGAAAGUGAAGAUCAGACAGAAGCAAACGAAGUGGCAACAACGGAACGUGCGAUAAUCGAUACCACGAUAAGAGUGUACGACGAGGAGGAGGAAAAUGGCAAAAGUGAUCGGGAAGAAGAAGAUCAAAAGGAACGUGAGCCACAAGAAGAACAAGUAGAUGAGCAGGAACAGCAGAAGUCAUCCGACCAGGAAGAUGUGGAACGUGUUGAAGAACAGCAAACUGAAAUGGAUGAUAGCUAUCAAUACGAUGAUGCUAGUUUGGAACAUCAGCUUCAGGAAGUUCGUACCGAGGACCAAAUAACCACAACGAAAGCUCCUGAGUCAAACACUGAAACAACAGUUUCAGAUGUGAUUACAGAUGCAGGUUUUGCUGUUUCGAUUAAAGGUGUAACCGUUGUUCUGGACAAUGAUACAUAUGAGAAUUUAAAUCCAGUAAAUCAAGGACUACCAAGUUGGCCUCACGGUCCCCCCGUUUUCCCUGGCCCACACUACAACCACGGCCCUCCCCAUCAUCGAGGACAACACGGAGAGGGGCAUCAUCACGGGGGGCCACCAGCACUCAACUUUUCCGGGCCUCCCUUUGGUGCUGAGUUCAAUGGACCUCCUCUUAAUGAGAAUCAGUUUGUUGGAUCCCCACCGCCAUGGGUGCAGCAUGGCCACCAUCACCGGUUCCAUCAAGACCGUCCCCAUAAUCACAGGUAUCACUUCAAAGGUCAUGGUGCUUCCACGGGUUAUCCUUUCCUGGACAACACGUUCCAUCGAACCGCUGCACCGUGGCAAUCGUGGCCCUCGACUACGUCUUCUUCGGAAGAAGUAACGCCCUCCAAAGUGAACGACCCCGCCGACCAGUGAUCCAAACGGCCGUGAACUACAUCGUUGAUGAUUGAUCUUGACAAGAUUAUUUAUGAUACAUACAUAUUACUAGGCUGUACCUCAAUGUAAAUGACUAAUCAAGAAUGGAAUAGCGUGUUUGUUGGAUGUUUGAAUGCUGGAUCAACUAAUCAAAUGGCGAUCGCCUUCAACUGCGGAAUGGUGUAAAACGCGACAAACUAGUUCAGUAGCGAAGCGGAAGGUUUAAUAAAAGUGACCAGUGUAAGAGAUGGAAUGUUAGAGUUGGGUGAAUCAUGUAUGUCAGCCCGCGUGGUGGAUUGAACAUGUGUACUGAAAUGAAAUAAAUUAAAACUAAAUCGUUUCAAGCA